Molecule: messenger RNA, 567 nt
Organism: Lathyrus sativus (Indian pea)
Lineage: Eukaryota; Viridiplantae; Streptophyta; Magnoliopsida; Fabales; Fabaceae
Source: the annotation of a GenBank genome assembly
AUGGAUAGUAAGAAUUUCCAGUCACAAAUAAGGACAUACAACAUGAUGUUUGCUUUCACUUCACCAGGAGCUAAGUUGGACAACAGAUUUAAUAAUGGUCGUGGCCCACCUACUAUUAGAAUCCAAGGACAAGCUUGCCACCGAAUUGGUAGUUUAUUACCACCAGAAGGACAUCCACCUAAAUUUGCCCAACUUUACAUAUAUGACAUUGAAAAUGAAGUUACAAAUAGAAUGGACGGUCUCAGAAACAAAAACAACAUCCUGCCCGAGACUAUACAAAAGUUGUCAGAUAUGUUAUAUACACAUAACACACAUGCCAAAAGUUUCUUAAUGGCUAGACAGUGGCUCAAUCACAACAAUGUUCAUAAUUUAAAACUCAAAUUGAUUUCAACUAGGUCUAUUGAUGGAAGAUUGUACAAUCAACCAACUGUUUCUGAAGUGGAAGCUUUAAUUGUUGGUGACAUUGACACUACUGAGGAAAGAGACAUUAUAGUGCAAGCCAAAGGGGGCAACUUAAACGCAUUGAUAAGUUUCAUCCAGCUUACUUGUCUUACCAGUAUCCCUUGA